Molecule: messenger RNA, 3188 nt
Organism: Dunckerocampus dactyliophorus (ringed pipefish)
Lineage: Eukaryota; Metazoa; Chordata; Actinopteri; Syngnathiformes; Syngnathidae
Product: gastrula zinc finger protein XlCGF57.1-like
Exons: 3
Coding region: 215-1948 (577 amino acids)
Biological process (GO): regulation of transcription by RNA polymerase II
Cellular component (GO): nucleus
Molecular function (GO): RNA polymerase II cis-regulatory region sequence-specific DNA binding; DNA-binding transcription activator activity, RNA polymerase II-specific
Source: RefSeq, a predicted model, not a curated record
AAAGCAGACUCGUAGGGCUCGCGCAUGCGCGGCACUUAUUGCGUUUCCGGUACGUAUUGCGUAAUGACGGCUGUGUUUCACGUAUAAAACAGUUAAACGGGUUCACGGCGAAUAUAACAAAGAACACCUCAAAAUCUCGUCUUUCGUAAAGCUUACGGUACGGAAGUUGAGUUUGGAGCGAUACCUGAUGUGAAGAUUGAAGACGUGAUAGAAGAUGAACCACUGCUAUGCUAAGAUGGCGACGUCCAUUCAAAGAGAAGGUGGAAGAGAAUCAGAUCCACCAACUCCCAGCAAAUCAUCAACGGAGAAAAAGCCCCAAACUGCAGAUAACGACGUCCAGCAGCUGAUUGGUUGUCAAGAAGAACGCCCUCCUGAGCCGCAGGGGUGGAGCUCCACUUUGAAGCAGCAAGCUGCACAGUCUCCCCACAUUAAAGAGGAAGAGGGGGAACUCUGGACCACUCAGGAGAGAGAGUGUCUUCUCGGACCGGAGGAGGAUGCCAAGUCAUACAUCCAGCAGCUGAUUGGUUGUCAAGAAGAAUGUCCCACUCAGCUACAUGGGGUUAGCUCCACUUUAAAGCAGGAAAAUCGAGAGCACACACACAUUAAAGAAGAAGAAGAAGAAGAGGAGGAACUCUGGACCACUCAGGAAAGAGAGUGUCUUCUCGGGCCGGAGAAGGCUGAUCUCACCAAGUUCUAUGUGAAAACUGAAGACCAUGAAGACAAACCACCUGAGUCCUCACAGCUUCAGUACAAUCAAAGUGAGGAUAACAAAGGGGCGGAGCCUCCAGGCAGCAGCUCACCACAACACAUGACACCAGAAGCUUAUGGAGACUCCUGUGGAGGCUCACAAGCAGACAACUUGUUAUCUCCACUAUCAGAUCGUGACAACACGUCACACUGUCCUGAGGUUGAAUACAGGGAUAACACCCAAGAACCUUUGAGCAGUGAUACAGAUUGUGAAGGUGAUAUGAAUAUAGACGCAGAGUAUAAACGGUCUGAAUGCUCUAAAAAGAAGACGGAUAAAAAACGUUGGACCUGCUCAUUUUGUGCAAGAAGAUUUUCUUUUAGGUGCCAUUUGACCGAACACCUGAUAACACACACAGGAAAAAAACGUUAUGAUUGUUCUGUUUGUGGUCAAAGAGUCGCUGAUCAGUCAUCUAUGGUACGACACAUGAGAACGCACACAGGGGAAAAACCUUUUCGUUGCUCAGUUUGUGGUAAAAGAUUUGCUCUGAAGGCUACUGUUCUUUCACACAUGAGAACGCACACAGGAGAAAAACCUUUUGGUUGUUCUGUUUGUGGUCAACGUUAUGGUCACAGAUGCAGUCUGAUUCGCCACAUGGUAAGACACAGAACAGAAAAACCCUUUAGUUGCUCAGUUUGUGAUCAAAGAUUCUUUCAAAAGGCACAUGAGAUAUCACACAUGAGAAUGCAUACAGGUGAAAAACCUUUUGGUUGUUCUGUUUGUGGUCAAAGAUUCAGUCGAAAGGUCCAUGUGGUAUCACACAUGAGGAUACACACAGGAGAAAAACCGUUUAGUUGUUCAGUUUGUGAUAAAAGAUUCAUUCGGAAAGGAGAUGUAGUCAGACACAUGAUAACACACACACGAGAAAAACAUUUUAGUUGUUCUGUGUGCGGUCAAAGAUUCUCUCUGAAGUCUACUCUGGUAUUACACAUGAGAACUCACACAAGGGAAAAACCUUUUUGCUGCGCAGUUUGUGGUCAAAGAUUCUCUCAAAAUACAUCUAUGGUAAGACACAUGAAAACACACACAGGACACAAACCUUUUAGAUGCUCAGUUCGUGGUAAAAGCGUCUCACACAAACAAAACAUGGUCACAGACAUGAGAACGCAAACAGGACACAAACCUUUUAGUUGCACAGUUUGUGGCAAAAUUUAUUCUGGUAAGAAAAGAUUGACAACACACAUGCAGACACACAAUGGAUAAUAAACUUUUUACUGGCCAGUUUGUGCAAAAAGAUCAAAUGUCACAAGUGUAAUGUCCCACAUGAGAAGCUUCUAGAAACUGGUGGUCUGUUGUGUCUAUGAUAGCUGAUUUCCUCAUGAGUUAGUGUGCUGUUCAUAACAACAGUGACACAACCUUGAUUGGUUGAGGACAGCAUUGAGUUUGGACUGAGUCACAUUGAGUCACCUUCUUUUGGACUACAAAAGUGUCAGCCAGUGAUCAUGAAAUUGUGUUUGCGUUGUUACAAUGUGCUAUAAUAGUACAUGCUCUCAGGGAAUAAGUUACCAAGUGUUCUUUCACUUUGCAAAACGUUUAAAUCUGCUUGAUAUAGAAACUGUGCUGUGACAAACAAGAUUAUGAAGACAGUGACUGGGUGUCCUUUUUUGCUACAAAAUGGAAUAUUUUAUUGUAUUUCUUAGUAAAUGAACAAUAUGAUGCAUGGCUAUAAAAGGAUAGGGAUAGCUAGAUGAAGCAAUGUGACAUCAAUGUAAUUAGACCAAAAUAACAAACGUCACACUCUAACAUCAGUGGCUCCAUGUCCACACCAAGACUCUAAAUGGAUAGGACUGUCACUGGUAUCCACUUGUAGGGUAGUGCCCUGUGCAGGUUUGAGAGCCUUGAUGGUGAGCAGAAUCCAGAAACACUGCAUUCCAAACAUGUCCUCGGCACACUGUUAGACCAGUGGCGCAAUUAGUGGUGUAACAGUGUGCACAAUUAAUAGAGGAUCCAAAAGACCAGGGCCCGUACUUACAGUACACGCAAGGUAUGGUACCUUCUGUAAAAAAAAAACUAGGGAUGUCAAAAACCAAUAUUGUCCAACUCUCAAUUUCGGAUUAUGAUAUCAACUGAUACCGAUUUGUGUAACAUCACAUUUAUUUUUCUAAAAAAUUGUAAAAUUGUUGUCAAGCAAUACUCUUAAAUGAGCACAGUUGUUUUAUUUGCUACUCCACCCAUCUCUGAGUAGAUAAUUAAUGUAUUACAAAUUUAGAAUACAUUUGUGUUUCUUGUGCCUUGAUUUAUGUUAAUUUUGGAAAGAUUGAAUUCAUUUUUAAAGGGGUAUCGUUUAAAAUACAUGAAUUUGCUGAUUAUUUUGAUUCUUAUUUUAUUGCAUUAAAACUACUAUAUACUGUAUACAGUAAAAAUAGACUAUGGUUUUUCGGCACUACUUUGUGCUCUAUGGCUGAUGUAAUGUGAAUUACUACUGUGUUGGGUCAAUAAAGUU